GCAAAAGAAAUUGUUUUAAAAGCCCAGAUCUUAGCAGGAGGAAGAGGAAAAGGAGUCUUCAAUAGCGGUUUGAAAGGAGGUGUUCAUUUAACAAAAGACCCUAAAGUGGUGGAACAGCUGGCUCAACAGAUGAUUGGUUAUAAUCUAGCCACGAAGCAAACUCCAAAAGAAGGUGUGAAAGUAAACAAGGUGAUGGUUGCUGAAGCCCUGGACAUUUCUCGAGAAACCUACUUGGCCAUUCUGAUGGACCGGUCCUUCAAUGGUCCCGUGAUCGUGGGCAGCCCCCAGGGGGGCGUUGAUAUUGAAGAAGUGGCAGCUAAGAAUCCAGAACUCAUCUUUAAGGAGCAGAUUGACAUUUUUGAAGGGAUAAAGGACAGCCAGGCCCAGCGGAUGGCAGAAAAUCUAGGCUUCCUUGGGCCUUUGAAACUUCAGGCAGCCGACCAGAUUAAAAAGCUGUAUCAUCUCUUCCUGAAGAUUGACGCUACUCAGGUGGAAGUGAACCCCUUUGGUGAAACUCCAGAAGGACAAGUUGUCUGUUUUGAUGCCAAGAUAAACUUUGAUGACAAUGCUGAAUUCCGACAAAAGGACAUAUUUGCUAUGGACGACAAAUCAGAGAAUGAGCCCAUUGAAAAUGAAGCUGCCAGAUAUGAUCUCAAGUACAUAGGACUAGACGGGAAUAUUGCCUGCUUCGUGAAUGGUGCUGGAUUAGCCAUGGCUACUUGUGACAUCAUUUUCCUGAAUGGAGGGAAGCCAGCUAACUUCUUGGACCUUGGAGGUGGUGUAAAGGAAGCCCAAGUCUAUCAAGCAUUCAAACUGCUCACAUCUGAUCCCAAGGUGGAAGCCAUCCUUGUCAAUAUCUUUGGUGGGAUCGUCAAUUGUGCCAUCAUUGCCAAUGGGAUCACCAAAGCCUGCCGGGAGCUAGAACUGAAGGUUCCCCUGGUGGUCCGGCUUGAAGGAACUAAUGUCCAGGAGGCUCAGAAGAUCCUCAAAAGCAGUGGACUCCCCAUUACACCAGCCAAGGACUUGGAGGAUGCAGCCAAGAAAGCUGUUGCCAGUGUGGCAAAGAAAUGAUUGCUUCCCCGGGCUCCUAUGAAGAAGGGCUCUUUCCUCAACACUGUGAAAGCAAUGUUAUAUCACUGGGAAAGGGUCACACACCAGGAUCAUUAUCUGAAAACAAUCUUAAGUCUGAACUUUCUCAAAUAAGCUAUCCAGAGUGCCUAAAGCCGAUUUUGCACUGUAGUCAUUGGAAAAAAAAAAAAAAA
Molecule: messenger RNA, 1262 nt
Organism: Onychomys torridus (southern grasshopper mouse)
Lineage: Eukaryota; Metazoa; Chordata; Mammalia; Rodentia; Cricetidae
Product: succinate--CoA ligase [GDP-forming] subunit beta, mitochondrial
Exons: 9
Biological process (GO): tricarboxylic acid cycle; succinyl-CoA metabolic process
Cellular component (GO): mitochondrion; succinate-CoA ligase complex
Molecular function (GO): ATP binding; succinate-CoA ligase (GDP-forming) activity
Source: RefSeq, a predicted model, not a curated record